GGGAGGACGACUAUUACACCGCGCCCCCGCCGCAUUCGCCCUCCGAAGCGUCUGCCCCGAGUUCACUCGGUCCGCCACCUUCUCUCUUCUCUCUACUUCGCAUCCUCCGACCCCAAUCGUCUCGAAGUCACCGAGUCCUCUACCUCCGCUUCGCUUCCAGCUUUCGCGCCGCCGCCCCCUGUUGAGGAGUCGCUUGACCCGGCCCCUUCGUCGUCGGUCGUCGCAGAUACCAAAGCGUCUUUCUCGGAUCCCAAGGGGGACGCGCCUGGCAAGAGCUCGGACGAUAGUGAACCGCCCCCACCUUACACCGAAGGCUACAGUCCACUCGAAUCAUUCACCUACGUGAUGGCUACCGCCGGAGGUGCUUCUAGCAUUAUCACCCAGGUCCAACAGACCGGGGGACCGCCGAUCAACACCCUUGGUGACAUCGGCGGAGAUGAAAAUAUUACAUUGGAUCUUCGUGGCACCCGGUUCACACUCUCCCGCGAUGAGUUGUUGACAUUGCCCGAGUUCGUCCUUCUUUCCCUGUUCCCGAAUGGUCUUCUCCCCGACGGACACAUCGGUGGGUUUCAUGAAGGAGACAUUUACCCGGUUGAUUACGACCCUGCUUCGCUUCAGUACAUGCUUGAUUUCUUCCGCACCGUGGCCCAAUCCAUUCCGUCCUCGCUGCCGUCGGCGUCGACCUCGCCAGAACUGGACAUGCCUGAUGCGAUGCAGAACUCCGCGCGUGAUAUGCUCCAAGACCGUGCUGGCAUCAUCGUUCUCCGUGAAGACCUCGACUUCUAUGUUAUACCACCGCGCCCUGAGAUCGGGCAUGAGGAGAUGCUCGAAGUCAAGCGGAAUGCUGGCCGCGCAUUGCUGGAGCAGGAUGGUAUCUUUUCCGGACUGCGAAAAAGCGAGGAAACUGGAUCAACAGAGCAGCACCUCAUUGAAAUGCUCACAGCUGGCGGAUUCGACCGAGAGGACCAAUGGGGCCACCGAGCCCCGGAACCCAACAAGGCUGUCAUCUGCAGCUUGGCCCUUGCAAAGCUCCGUACUGAUAUUCGCGGCGACAUGGCCAACAACAAUGCGGUGGGCAUGGCCCAGAAGCUGUUGCUCUUCUGGCGAAAGCCCGCCCGCCGAUGCUGGUGGGAGGGUAUUGAUCUCGAGAAGGUCGAGGGUGUCAAGGGUCCAGUCAAGGUCUGGAUCCGCCGAGUCUGGACACUGGAGAUG
Penicillium argentinense is the source of this 1212-nucleotide messenger RNA. RefSeq names its product putative general stress response protein Whi2. Gene Ontology annotation, molecular function: RNA binding. The transcript is spliced from 5 exons. The annotation marks the transcript as partial. Gene Ontology annotation, cellular component: nucleus. The record is from RefSeq and is a predicted model, not a curated record. Lineage: Eukaryota; Fungi; Ascomycota; Eurotiomycetes; Eurotiales; Aspergillaceae.